CACCCUCCAGCCACGAAUUAGUUUUUCCUGGCUCUGGUGCCUCUCCAUGUUGACAUGGUGCUGCACGUGGCUCUUGUCAUUUUGAGCCUCUUGCCACUGCUGGAGGCCCAGAACCCAGAGCCUGGCAACAUCACAGGCACAGCUAUUACCAAUGACACGCUGAUCUGGCUCUCUGGCAAAUGGUUUUACAUUGGCUCCGCUCUACGCAACCCCGACUUCAAACAGGCGGCUCAAAAGAUACAGGCAGAAUAUUUUUACUUUACCCCCAACUUGACAGACGACACUCUCCUGCUCCAGGAGUACCAGACCACGGAGGACCAGUGCGUCUUUAACUCCAGCAAGCUGGAAGUCCAGAGAGAGAAUGGGACUCUCUCCAAAUUCAAGGGAGCAGAAGAAUAUGUUGCCCACCUGAAAGUGUUCAUGAAACACAGGGGCUUCAUGCUUGCCUUUGCCCCGGAAGACAAGAAGAACUGGGGACUGUCCUUGUACGCAAACAAGCCCGAUACUGCCCCAGAGCUUCUUGAGGAAUUCCUGAAAACUGUCAAAAGUCUGGGCAUGGACGAGUCAGAAAUCAUAUAUACGGAUUGGAAAAAGCACCUCCAGGUAUGUGCCACCACAAGUGGCUCAGUCACUCUGUCCUCUUCCCUGAUGUCUCUUAGGAUAUGUGCAGUCAGCAGCAGAAGCAGCGUGAGCCAGAGAGAAAGAAGACAGAGGAGGGUCCCUAGGAAGGCCAGGAGUGGGUGGGCUCAGCUCUCUGUGUUCUGUUUUCACGCUCACCAUGCCCACCCUGUGCAUCUUGGUCCUUUCUUCACACCAAUAAAGGCUUGGGAAAACAUUCCAUAACCAUGUCUUUGCUUCAUUCAUUCAUUCAUUC
Molecule: messenger RNA, 874 nt
Organism: Alexandromys fortis (reed vole)
Lineage: Eukaryota; Metazoa; Chordata; Mammalia; Rodentia; Cricetidae
Gene: Orm1
Product: orosomucoid 1
Exons: 6
Coding region: 55-843 (262 amino acids)
Biological process (GO): regulation of immune system process
Source: RefSeq, a predicted model, not a curated record